AUGAAUCGGAACGUAGACUUGGGAAGUCGAAGUAAAAAAGCAACGUCAGUUGAUCACUUUCCUGAAGAAAUCUUAGCCGAAAUCUUGCCGAGGCUGCCUGUCAAAUCUGUAAUCAAAUUUACAAGAGUGUGCACGUUUUGGAACUCUCUGAUCAAAAGUUCCACCUUCGCUGACAAUUAUCUCAGCCGCUCCUUAUUAAUCCAAUCCGACCACUACACCAAAAACGACGGUCGUCAGCUCUUUCUACUAAAGCAGAUUGGGGGUAAGUAUUACUCUUCGACGUUGUCCUAUUAUAAAGAUAACCCUAACCCUGGAUUUGGUAGCGCUAAGUUCACCGAGCUUCUCAAACCACCAACUUUGGAUGACAUAAAUCGUCGGUAUGAGGUUUUGCGAAUGGUUGGAACUUGUAACGGGCUCAUAUUGGUUGCUUCUUGCGGGUACGCUCAUGCCACCGAUCCCACCCCCAUUAUUUGGAACCCUUCAGCUAGAAAGUAUGUGAUUUUGCCUAGGCCUUCUAUUAACAUCUCUUCCACCAGGACGGAGAAUUUGCCUGAACAGAAUUACUUCUUUGGCUAUGAUUGUCGGACCAAUGACUAUAAGGUCUUGAGAAUUGUGAGCAUCUCUAGACACGUUAAGAUUGAGGUUUACUCCUUGGCCAAGGGCUAUUGGAAAAGCCCUAGGUCUAGUUUUCCUGCUUAUUUUAUGGCUGUGCAUGUUUUCGAAAAUGUGUUUGUGAAUGGUGCUCUGCAUUGGAUUCUACCCCGUGACAGAAACCUUGAUGAAUAUCUAAUUGUGUCCUUUGAUUUGGGCACUGAAUUAUUUCACAAGAUCACGAUGCCUGAAGCUUUACGAAAAAAAGGUUCCAACUGCUAUGUUUUAAGACGUGGGGAGUCCCUUGCCUUGAUUGAGAUUGAGUCCACAUUCCUCGACAACGAAAGACAUUUUGUCCAUCAGCUUCAUUUGUGGGUCAUGAAAGAAUAUGGUGACGUGAAAUCGUGGAUAAAAUUAGAUAGUGUAGGCUUGCAAGGGACUGAUCGUCCUAGGCCUCUAUGUUUCAAAAGCCGUGAUGAGCUGGUGAUCACAAUGUUCGAUUGCAAUAGGCAGCAAACCGCGGUAGUGGUGGAUAUGGCUAAAGAAACUGCAACUCGUCAAGAACGUUGCUACUCGUCAUCAAUGGAUCCUUUUGUAGAGAGCCUUGUCUUACUUAACCAUCCUAAUGCACUUUCCUACUAG
Pyrus x bretschneideri (Chinese white pear) is the source of this 1233-nucleotide messenger RNA. RefSeq names its product F-box/kelch-repeat protein At3g23880-like. The transcript has a single exon. Gene Ontology annotation, molecular function: protein binding. The coding region runs from base 1 to 1233 and encodes 410 amino acids. NCBI's taxonomy places the organism in Eukaryota, Viridiplantae, Streptophyta, Magnoliopsida, Rosales, Rosaceae. The record is from RefSeq and is a predicted model, not a curated record.